Messenger RNA from Castor canadensis (American beaver), 945 nucleotides. RefSeq names its product olfactory receptor 2G3-like. Gene Ontology annotation, cellular component: membrane. The record is from RefSeq and is a predicted model, not a curated record. Gene Ontology annotation, biological process: G protein-coupled receptor signaling pathway. Gene Ontology annotation, molecular function: G protein-coupled receptor activity; olfactory receptor activity. NCBI's taxonomy places the organism in Eukaryota, Metazoa, Chordata, Mammalia, Rodentia, Castoridae.
AUGCAUAGGCUUGGCAAGGAAAACCAUAGCUCAGUGUCAGAGUUUGUCCUCCUUGGCUUCUCCAGUGCAUCACAGAUCAGAGUGACUCUGUUCAUCUUCUUCCUCCUGCUGUACCUCAUCACUCUCCUGGGCAAUGGCCUCAUUGUCACCCUGAUCUACCUGGACUCUCGACUCCACACACCCAUGUACUUCUUUCUCAGCAUCCUCUCUCUGGUGGACAUGAGCUAUGUCACCACUACUGUGCCCCAGAUGUUGGUUAAUAUGGUGUGUCCAAGGAGGACCAUACCCUGGAGUGCUUGUGUAGCCCAGAUGUUCGUCUUCUUGGUCCUAGGCAUUUCUGAGUGUGUUCUCUAUGCCAUUAUGGCCUGUGACAGGUAUGUUGCCAUUUGUUUCCCCCUUCACUAUUCCAUACUCAUGAGCCGUCUCGUUUGUAUCAAGAUGGUUUCUGUCUGUUGGUCCAUUAGCAUCACUGGGGCUCUGAUCUACACUGUCUUCACCAUGCGUCUGCCCUACUGUGGCCCCCACAAGAUUAACCACUUCUUCUGUGAGGUCCCUGCUGUCCUGAAGUUGGCCUGUGCAGACACAUCCUUCAAUGACCGGUUGGACUUCAUCUUGGGUUUCAUCCUGCUUUUGGUCCCACUCUCCCUCAUCCUAGCCUCCUAUGUCUGCAUCUUUGCCUCCAUCUUAAGAAUCCGCUCAACCCAGGGGAGGCUCAAGUCCUUCUCCACAUGUGCUUCCCACAUCACUGUGGUCACCAUGUUCUAUGGGCCAGCCAUGAUCAUGUACAUGAGACCAGGCUCCUGGUAUGACGCAGAGCGGGACAAGAAACUGGCCCUGUUUUACAACAUUGUCUCAGCCUUCCUCAAUCCCAUUAUAUAUAGUCUCAGAAACAAGGAUGUGAAGGGGGCCUUUCAGAAAGUCCUUGGAGGCAGAGGGACAGCUUAA